Molecule: messenger RNA, 558 nt
Organism: Parnassius apollo (apollo)
Lineage: Eukaryota; Metazoa; Arthropoda; Insecta; Lepidoptera; Papilionidae
Source: the annotation of a GenBank genome assembly
AUGACGAUCGCGACAGACAUCAUCUGCGGUUUUCCCACCGAGACGGAGAAGGACUUUGAGAAUACGAUGGUGCUCUGCAGGAAGUACAAGUUCCCCUCGCUCUUCAUCAACCAGUUCUUCCCUAGACCUGGCACCCCCGCUGCAAAGAUGACCAGGGUUCCUGGUCAAGAAGUCAAGAAACGUACAAAGGCUCUCUCAGAUUCCUUCCGUUUGUACGAGCCAUACGGACAUAAGGUCGGCCAUGUGCAAGAAGUCCUCGUAACUGACGUUUCCCACGACAAGAACUAUUACGUCGCCCACAAUGAAUUCUACGAGCAGGUUCUGGUGACCAAAAAAGGAGAAGUACAUGGGCAAAAUGCUCACCGUCAGGAUUACAAGCGCGACCAAAUUCUCUAUGAUGGGGUAGCCCAUAAACAAGCCCAAGAUGGCGGGACUGACACAGCCGCUGAAGAAAGGCGAGGUAUCCGGGCUACACCAGAGGGAAGCCAAGAUGAUGCCAUACCAAUCUGCUGUCUGUUGGUGGCCGUUGUCGUCAGAUUGAUAUGGAUACUUUUAUAG